Molecule: messenger RNA, 813 nt
Organism: Cylindrotheca closterium
Lineage: Eukaryota; Bacillariophyta; Bacillariophyceae; Bacillariales; Bacillariaceae
Source: the annotation of a GenBank genome assembly
AUGGUUUACAACCAAGCUCCAGAAGUGUUUACUACGCUCACAGAUCGAAUGGUCUAUUCUGACCGAGGCGAGCUCAACAAACACCACCCACCAAACCAAGAGUAUCUUCGUAUCGUUCGUUCAAACAGGGUUGCGUACAGGGCAAUUCCAGACGAGAACAGGAGCGCCAAGAAAGCAUUUGCGGAGGAAUUAAUUGACUUGUUGGAGAACCAAAGAGGAUUCAUCUUUGUCAAGCCGGUCAACGGCAAGUAUGUCGAACUCGCCCACAAAAAGAAGCUAGAGAAGGUGAUGCAUGUUCUGCGAGAGCUUCGUGAUCCGUUCCAGCCAGAGGUCGUGAAUGGAAAUCAAGCAGGUUUGCAAGCUCUUGCCGAUGUCCAAGAAGACGAACCCGAUCUAGAUGAAGCAAACGCCGUUGUCCCCCCUCAAGUGCAAGACACAGAGGUCGCCAACAACGACAUGGACAGUGUCCACGAUGUCAAAAUUUGGAAUCCUUCUGAUGAUGAUUGGGAGCGCGAUGGAAACCAAGCAGGUUUUCAAGCUCUUGCCGAUGUCCAAGAAGAGGAACCCGAUCUAGAUGAAGCAAACGCCGCUGUCCCGCCUCAAGUUCAAGACAUCGACAUGAAUCCUUUUGAUGACGUUGCCAAUGUGGAACUCGGGAAUCCUUUUCCUGAUUGGCAAUUCUCAGCAGUUCACCUUCGUGGAAUCGAACAGCUUCCACAACAACCAGGGUUUGAAGCUGCUGGCCAUCAAAAUGAAAUAGUCGUCACCGACAACCAAAUCGUCGAGGCUAUGGAAUUGCUGUUGCAACCUGUU